AACCCAUCAAAACCCACCCUCAAAACCCAUCACCGCGUCGCCUCUACCUCAUGCGCGACGGACGCCGGCCGCCUCACCCUCGCGAGUGCCGAUCGAAGAGCGCCGCGUCGCCUCUACCUCGUGCGUGGUGGCCGCCUCCACCUCCCAAGCGCGGGCCACCUCCCCCUCGCGAGUGCCUGUUGAAGAGCGCCGCGUCGCCUCCACCUCGUGCGUGGAGGCCGCCUCCACCUGACGAGCACCAGCCGCCUCCCCCUCGCGAGUGCCGGUUGAAGACACCACCUCGCAACUGCAAGCCGCCUCCAUCGUCACAGUUAAUCAGACUCUCGAGAAUGAAGUAGAGACAAUCAAGGAGCCUUCGAAUGAUCUUCAUAGGAUUGUGAUUUCACAAUCAAGUCGAG
Ananas comosus (pineapple) is the source of this 398-nucleotide messenger RNA. RefSeq names its product chitin-binding lectin 1-like. Lineage: Eukaryota; Viridiplantae; Streptophyta; Magnoliopsida; Poales; Bromeliaceae. The record is from RefSeq and is a predicted model, not a curated record. Bases 51 to 338 code for a protein of 95 amino acids. The transcript is spliced from 2 exons.